This is a messenger RNA of Pseudomyrmex gracilis, 2952 nucleotides long. It is a transcript of the gene DNAlig4, whose product is annotated as DNA ligase 4. Gene Ontology annotation, biological process: nucleotide-excision repair, DNA gap filling; DNA biosynthetic process; DNA recombination. The transcript has 11 exons. Gene Ontology annotation, molecular function: DNA binding; DNA ligase (ATP) activity; ATP binding. The record is from RefSeq and is a predicted model, not a curated record. Gene Ontology annotation, cellular component: DNA ligase IV complex; DNA-dependent protein kinase-DNA ligase 4 complex. The coding region runs from base 120 to 2831 and encodes 903 amino acids. NCBI's taxonomy places the organism in Eukaryota, Metazoa, Arthropoda, Insecta, Hymenoptera, Formicidae.
GGGUUGAUAACAAUGUGAUAUGACUGAUAAAGAAUGUUAAUAAAAGACGUAAUCAAGCAAUUUAGAAAGACCAAUUUAGUCGCUCGACUGAUUUAGAGAUUUUUCUUUAAAGGUGAGAGAUGGCCACUAGUUUGGAAGCCAAGCUCGAAUUCAAACAAUUGUGCGACGUUUUGGAAAACAUUACGAAAUCACGUGAGUCUCGUAAGAAAACGCAAUUUUUGCAAACGUACUUUGACAACUGCCGAAAUAUCAGCAACAAACUGAAAACAGAAUGUCCCGAAGCGAACGUGUCGUUGUAUUCAAUCGUAAGAUUGAUACUACCUAGCUACGAACGAGAACGCGGACCGCACAAUUUGAAACAAUAUUCGCUGGCAAAAAUCUACGCCAAUAUAUUCGGCUUUCCAAAAACCAGCGAUAAUUACAAAACCCUUAUGAAUUAUCGAGAACCUACUUCGGUUAAAACUACCGAGAAUGACUUCGCUGACCGAGCUUAUCGGUUACUCGCAAAACGUUUACCGCGAACGAGCACCGGUUUCACGAUCGAACGGGUGAACGUGUUCCUCGAUACCAUAUCCAAUGCAAAGAUGCAGGAAAAAGUGGAAACCUUUCGAGAACUCUUCCGACAGAUCACGGGGCUCGAAAUGAAAUGGAUAACGCGAAUUGUUCUCAAAAACUUGCGACUCGGUAUCAAAACACAAAGGAUAUUGGAGACUUAUCAUCAGGACGCGAACGAAGCGUUUCUCGUGACGAAGGAUUUGCGCAAGAUUUGCGAUCAAUUCCACGAUUCGAGAGCGAAAGUAGAAUGCAACAUACAAGUAUUUUCGCAUUUCGCACCGAUGCUCCUGGAGAGAUGUAGCAUCGAGGACAGCGACAAGCUAUUUAAGAACGAGAGUAAUUCGUAUUACGUGCAAAUUAAAUACGACGGCGAGAGACUGCAGCUCCAUAUGAAGGACGGAAGGUACAAAUACUUCACGCGGAUGGGACACGAUAUCACGAAAAAUCCCGGUUACGGGGAGACUGGAUCUUCGGGUUUCUUGACCGGUGUGUUUGCACGACAGUUAAAUCCGAAUUGUCAUUCUUUUAUAUUGGAUGGGGAAAUAAUGGGCUGGCACAAGGAAAAACAAAAAUUCGGUAGCAAGGGUAUGAACUUCGACGUGAAAAAGCUGUCGGAAAAGAGUCAUCAUCAACCGUGCUUCGUCGUUUUCGAUAUUAUUCAGCACAACAAUGUUUUACUUGACGACGUACCUUAUCAGAGUAGAUUGAAAUUGCUGAACGACGUGUUCACCGAAGAAAAAGGCUCUUUGAUCAUAUGUCGGUCCGCUUUAAUUUCGAACAGAGAGGAAUUGGUAAAGGAGUUCGAGAAGUGUCUCGAUAACGAUGAGGAAGGACUCGUUGUAAAGAAAUGUAAUAUGAAGUAUAAGCCAAAUGUUCGGGAUGGUGGCGGCGGUUAUAAGAUAAAAGCAGAGUAUUCCAAGAAUCUGGUACAGGAUUUGGAUCUGAUUGUACUCGGCGGUUAUUACGGGGAUGGCAAAUAUAUGGGAAGAAUUAAGAGUUUUAUGAUGGGCGUUGCCAAGAGUCACAAAGAAAAUCCGACGACGGAUACGACGCAAUUUCUAUGCGUCGUAUCGGUGAGCAAUGGAAUUGCAAACGAAACGUUGCGCGAUCUCGAAACGAAGUUUGAACCGCAUUGGGUCAAGGAACGUCCCGAAAACAUCACGGGUCCUAAGAAGUGUCAGCCGGAUUUGUGGAUUCGUCCGGAACACUCGAUAAUCUUCACAAUACUCGCGACCGAGAUGGUGCGCAGCAGCGAAUAUCCAACCGGAUAUUCCUUGCGAUUUCCCAGAGUUACGAGAAUCAGGGAUGACAAGCCGUGGUACAAUUCGUGCACACUUUCGGAACUCUUGUCGUUGGUCAAAAACAAAGGUGUGAUCCAGAAGUUGACCAAGCGAAAAGUAAUCUCGGACGAUAUCGACGAAAUGCCGACCUCGGACGAUGUCGACGAAAUGCCGAUCUCAAAGUUGAGAAAAUCGACCAAUCGAAAUGCAACGUCGUUCGAACGUACAAAACGAAUAACACCGCUCACGCGAUUAUUAGACGGGAAAGAGAUCUGCGUGAUAAACGGCACCGACGAACUGACGAAGGAACAAGUGGAAGAAACGUUGCGGCAGCACAGCGCGAAGAUCGUUCAGAAUCCAAUUCGGAACACCACCUUCUGCGUAAUAGUGGGAAAUAGCAAAACGAUGCGAGGAAGAGACGUGAUUAAUAGUGGAAAAUACGACGUCGUAUCCCUAGAUUGGUUUGAUCGCGUCACCAAUCAGUCUGACUACACCUCGCCAGUUGAUUUCUUACCGUGGGAAUUGUUGUGCAGUCGAAACACCACGAGCCAGCGACUUGAGCGCACUUAUGACGAGUACCACGAUAGUUUCAUCGUUGACGCGAACGAAGAGAGCUUGAAACGUUCAUUCGAUAAAAUUGCGGAAUCGCUUGCGUGCGGUACAGUCGAGGAUAAAAAGAAAUUGGACGAAGAAUUGUUCGAUGGAAAUGCGUCGCCUUAUUCGCUGUUCAGAGACGUAAUUGGAUUUUUUGACGAUCCGAUGUGCUAUGCGAAGUACAAAUUUCGUUUCAUGUCGGGUAGAGUUAAGGACGAAUUUGACGAUACCGUUACGCACGUGUUCGUGGACGACGAAAUCGACGGCACGAAUAACAAACGUCGCGCGACAACUUUUCAAACAAACGCGCAAACAUCCGCGAAAAUUGUUACGUGCUAUUGGAUCGAGCAAUGUUUCCGUAACGGCCAAUUGUGCGAAAUUACGGACUAUUUGAUUUGUUAGACGCGUUUGGAUUUGAACAGGAACUAUAAAAAAAAAAAAGAAAUAAAUGUAAUACCAAAGCAACUGUAUAAGACAAAUAUAUCAAUUUCGCGAAAUACGUGAAAUAAAAAUGUUAAACACA